This is a messenger RNA of Corvus hawaiiensis (hawaiian crow), 1386 nucleotides long. RefSeq names its product atypical chemokine receptor 1 (Duffy blood group) (gene ACKR1). Bases 433 to 1386 code for a protein of 317 amino acids. The transcript has 2 exons. Gene Ontology annotation, cellular component: membrane. The record is from RefSeq and is a predicted model, not a curated record. Lineage: Eukaryota; Metazoa; Chordata; Aves; Passeriformes; Corvidae. Gene Ontology annotation, biological process: inflammatory response; chemokine-mediated signaling pathway. Gene Ontology annotation, molecular function: chemokine binding.
CCAGCCCCGGGAGCAUCCCCGGAGCGCCUGGAAAGACAAUUCCUAAUGAAUUUAACUUGUUCUGCCAAGAACUGAUCGUUUCCUGCUCGAGAAAUUGUGGCGGCUCCGCAGCUUUCCCGGCAGCCGCAUUCCCUGCCUUCCGCCGGGUCCUGGCAGGGCACAAAGUGCCAGGCAGGGCAGGAGGGCGGCUCUGGGGGCAGCUCUUAUCUCCUGCCCGCAGUCCUCGGCUCCCUUUGGAGCGGGAGGAGCGGAGCCGAGGGAGGGAGAGCGGAGAAGUCACCCCCGGACACCCCCGGGCGAGUGGGCGCCGCUGUGGGGGUGCCUGUCCGAGUGGCCACCCCCGAGUGACCACCCCUGAGCCCCGGGUGCCACCCCCAGCGCCCAGCGGAGCCCCCAGACUCGGAGGAGCCGCUGCCAUCGUGGGAAACCGUCAUGGGCAACUGUGUCCCCGUGACCCCCGGCAUCCUGGAGACCCGGGACUCGCUGGACCUGGCGGAAAUCAUGGACUUCUCCUCCUUCUACGACGACAGUGACAGCAACGACACCUUCGUGGACUACGACGCCGCGCCCUGCCACAACCACUUCUGUCCCCUCUUCCAGCGCGUCGCCCCCCCUUUCCUGGCCGCCACCUGCGCCGCGGCCGCGCUGGGCACCGGUGCCCUGCUGGUGGCCCUGGCCAAGCGUCCCCAGGCGUGGCGGUGGCCGCAGAGCCGCGCGCUGGUGGCGCAGCUGGCGCUGGGCACGGCACUGUUCGCGGCGCUGCUGCCGGCGCUGGCCGCGGGCAUCGGGUGGGGCUGGCACUUGGGGACGGGCCCGUGUCGCCUCACGCACCUCCUGUGGCACUGGAGCCUCUUCGCCCAGGCGCUGCUGGUGGCCAGCGGCUCCUGCGGCACCGCCUGGGCUCGCUGGGACCCCCGCAGCCGCCGCCUGGCCGUGGCCCUGUGGGCAGUGGCGCUGCUCUUGGCCACGCCGGCAGCUCUGGUCAGCGGCGUGGCGGCGGGCACCAGCUGUGUCCGGCGCAGCGUGGACAUCCUGGCCCCGGUGUACCUGCUGCACCUGACCCUGUGCCUCUGCCUGCUGCUGCUGUUGCCCGCGGGGCUACUGCUGGCCGCGCUGGCCGUGCCGCGCCUCAGGGCGAACUGGACGGCCGGAGCCGGGCUCAGCUGGCUCUUCCUGGGGCUCUGGGUGCCCUACGGAGCGGGGCUGGCCGGCGAGUUCCUGCUGCAGGCCCGGCUGCUGGAGCCCACCUGCGGCUCCUUCGAGCGCUUCGACUUCGCGCUGGGGCUGAGCGAGGGGCUGGGGGUGCUGCACUGCGGCCUCGGACCCCUGGCGCUGCUGCUCGCCUGGCGCUGCCGCCGCGGGGCCGGCGGGGCCGGGGGCUGCUGA